GCCUCGAGAGUUCUUCUUCCUCGAAUCGAAUUCAAAAUGGCGGACAAACAUGAUAAACAAAACAGUGGAGAUGACAAAUCUUUCAAAAACAAUCAAUGGGUUAAGUUAAAUGUAGGAGGAACGUAUUUUCUAACUACUAGGACGACAUUAGGUAGAGAUCCAAAGUCUUUUUUGUGUCGUUUGUGUCAAGAAGAUCCUGAUUUAAACUCAGAUAAGGAUGAUACUGGUGCUUAUUUAAUAGAUCGAGAUCCAACUUAUUUUGGUCCUAUACUAAAUUAUCUUCGCCAUGGUAAAUUAAUAAUUAAUAAAGAUCUUGCAGAAGAAGGAGUAUUAGAAGAAGCUGAGUUUUACAAUAUAACAGAUCUGAUUAAACUAGUUAAAGAAAGAAUCCUAGAGAGAAAUGCCAAAAUGACAAAAGAUUCUAAGAAACAUGUAUACAGAGUAUUACAAUGCCGUGAAAAUGAACUUACUCAAAUGGUAUCCACCAUGUCAGAUGGUUGGAAGUUUGAACAAGUAAUUAAUAUUGGUUCAUCAUAUAACUAUGGAAAUGAAAAUCAUGCAGAAUUUUUGUGUGUAGUUUCUCGUGAAUAUUCAGGUUCUAGUUCACUUGCAUCGGAACGUGAGUUUGAACCAACUGAUCGAGCUAAGGUAAUUAAUAUUGGUUCAUCAUAUAACUAUGGAAAUGAAAAUCAUGCAGAAUUUUUGUGUGUAGUUUCUCGUGAAUAUUCAGGUUCUAGUUCACUUGCAUCGGAACGUGAGUUUGAACCAACUGAUCGAGCUAAGGUUUUACAACAAAAGAAUGUUCGUAUGUAAAAAUUUUUAAAUAUACAAGGUUGCUACAAUUUGUGCAGGCAUCUGUGAUAUUGAUGGGUAAUUCCAAAACAAACAAAUAUAGUCAACAGUUACUGCAACCCAUCAGUACUAGUCCAGCACCCACAUGUGUAAUCUUACAUCAUGUCUUCUUUUGCAAUUUAUUACUGUUUUGUUUGAAUAUAGCAUAAAUGUGAUGUUUAGAUUAGUUUAUCAUAAAUUGUUUUCUCAAACCAUAAACAUCUGAACAUCUUUGUACUGUACAUCAUCCCAUCUUGAUGCAGAAAAAAGUAUUUUAGAACAUUCCUAUUAACAUGGAAUCAUUCCCAAUGUUUUCAGUUGAUUUAUUAAUUAGUCUUAUCUCGUUUAUAAAAUAUAUCAGUUUUAUAAAACUGAAAAUACUGUUAUUAUGAUUCCAUACUUCAAGUGGCAUUUAUAUGAAAAAUAAAUAAUAAUAAAAAAUAUAUAUAUAUAUGUAUAGUUCAGAACUUUCUGAAAUUAGUAUUAAACUGAGGAUAAUUUUGCAUUCAUCUACACAUCAUAUAUUGCCCACUUCAAAUGAUUGUACCUGUAUAGAAGCAUUGACAUUCUCAAAGUAUCACCUAAUACAAUCAAUCCAUCCUUAUGAGUAAUGUGUUAAUAUUUUGCAGUUUGCCAACAAUUUAUUAAAACAUCAUUUACUUACAGCAUUGUAAGAAAAAAUGUACAUAGUAUACCUGUAUACAGAUGCCAUUACUUAAAAUAUUUCGUAAUGUUCCAUACAUAUUCAAUAGUUUUGUGAUACAUUGUUCAAAAAUAAAUUUAGUUAAAACUAAUUCAGUUAUUUAUUAUUUUUAUUAUUAUUAUUUUGUAAACAUUGUUAUUAAUGAAAGUUACUUUGAAACAAAAUAAUUGUAUACAGUGUACAUGGCAGUUUUUUUCGUAAUAUUAUGUUGUAAAUGUCUAUUAAAAGUAAUUUGAUGUUGUAGAUAAAGAUACCACUCUGCCAAUGUAUGUGCAGUGUGUUCUAUAUGCAUACUGUUGUGUGUUGUAUAUAAUGUGUAUAAUGGAACAGUAUUUUGUGUUAUUCAUAUGUGGGACUUUCUUUCAUUAUUGUGAUGAAAAAAAUUUCCACUUCUGUUCCUCUUUUAAAUAGAUUUUUGUGUGUCUUUAUGCAAAUAGUUGCUAUUAGGGAUAAAUCAAAUUUGAAAUUUGUCAUCAUAUUUGGGAGCAUUUGGUAAAUGUAAUCAUGUAUGUUGUUUAAUUUGGUAGCAAUAAGACUUUUUUCAUGAUAUAAUCAUUAAAUAUAAAGAAAGACAUAGUUUUUGGAGGAUCGGGGCCAAUGGAAGAAAAGAUUCUUUAAUAAGGCUAUAUCUUUCUUUAUCUUGCUAACUUUUUACAUUUUGAAAAGUGUAAUUUUAAGUGGCAAUUAUAUCUCUUGCGGGUUUAUGUGUAAGAAAUAACAGUCUUUUCCCAAUAUCUUGCCAUUGUUUUUCAAUUUAAAAAUGAAUUGAUGUAUUAUUCAAUUAACAUCAUUUUUGUAAAAUGUUGUCUAGUCACCUUCAUACAUCCCGUUUUUUGAUGUUAAGAAAUUUAUUGCAAAAAAUAAAUAUUAGUUACACUUCA
Centruroides sculpturatus (bark scorpion) is the source of this 2415-nucleotide messenger RNA. Its product is annotated as BTB/POZ domain-containing protein KCTD5-like. The record is from RefSeq and is a predicted model, not a curated record. Gene Ontology annotation, cellular component: cytoplasm; Cul3-RING ubiquitin ligase complex. The transcript is spliced from 7 exons. Gene Ontology annotation, biological process: protein homooligomerization; proteasome-mediated ubiquitin-dependent protein catabolic process. Bases 37 to 813 code for a protein of 258 amino acids. NCBI's taxonomy places the organism in Eukaryota, Metazoa, Arthropoda, Arachnida, Scorpiones, Buthidae. Gene Ontology annotation, molecular function: cullin family protein binding.